GCCCCGUGAGGGCCCCCCCUUGUACAGUUUGCUCCUGGCAGUGGCCAGUGUGGGACCCUUGUUGAAAAGCCAUGGCAGACGGUACCAUGUCAGCGAAGUUCAUGAAGAGUGCCUUUGUAGGAUGGACCUUCACAGCUGGGGUGUACUACCCUCCUGACUUCGAUGCUUCAAAGUUGAUGCCUGUAAAGGCACUGAAGCCCAAAGGGCCGCAGAUGAUGAACAUUCGCAUGAUGUUCCCCUUCACCAUGGUUUGCGACAGCUGCAAGGAGUACAACUACACAGGUACCAAGUUCACGGCCAAAACGGAGCAAAUCAAAGGAGAAAGCUACCUGGGCCUGAAGGUGUACCGCUUCUAUGGUCGUUGUCGCCAUUGCUGGUCAGAGUUUACCUUCAAGACCGAUCCCAAAAACUCCGACUACACCAUGGAGUCUGGUGGCAAGCGUACCUAUGAGGCCUGGAAAGACGCUGAUGCUAUGGAGGCGCAGUUGAAGCAGGAGAAGGAGCAGGAAGCUGCCCAGGAUCAAAUGAAGGCCCUGGAGCAGAAGGCUGUGGACGUCCAGUCGGAGAUGCAACGCUUAGAGGACCUUGAUGCCAUCCGCACCCUGAACAAGAGGCUAGGCAAUCGGGAUCAGAGCAUUCAGUCCGCCUUGGAUUACUUGUUCCAGCAGGACUCUCAACGAAACACGGAGGAGGAAGAGAUGUCGCAGGCUGAACUGAAAGAGUUGAAAGGCUUCAAAGAAGAGAAGGACAAAAAGGAAGAGGCCGAGGCAGCAAAGGCUGAAGCCUCCAGUAGUUCCAGUGCUACGCCUGGUUCAGCCAUCCUUUCUGCAGUGCAGGAGCGUGCUAGUGCUGCAGUGGCGAAAGCGAAGCCAAAAUUCACGGUGAAGGUCAAGCGAAAGGCUGAAGAGGAUCGGGAAGGCCAGCGAGAGCGUGACAGGUGAAAGUGCCGCAAAGAAGCCAUGCAUCGAAGCUGCCACGGACGCCGCCAGUACAGCGGCGGGCACGGACUGUGGGGGUGGCCUUCUGGGGGCCUACGAGAGCGACAGCUCGUGAAAGACGCGC
Cladocopium goreaui is the source of this 1062-nucleotide messenger RNA. The record is from the annotation of a GenBank genome assembly. NCBI's taxonomy places the organism in Eukaryota, Dinophyceae, Suessiales, Symbiodiniaceae.